CGACCGUCCUGUGCCCGUAAUCGCCCUGAGAAAUUUUUCUCAUUUCUUCUUCCUCUUCUGCGCGUGGCCCGCAAGGACCAGGGAAUAGGCUUGAAGUUGGGAUUCUGUGUCCGGGAAAAAGCAUGCCAGACGGCAAUUCCCAGGCGAUCCUCGGGGAUUCUCUCCCGGGAUCGCUGGUGUCGCCGUCCCCAACGCCGGACUCUGCAUUCCAAUCCCCCAAGUUCCAGCCAUUUUGCCGUGACCCCGAGGGAUGGGGUCCCCUGAGCAAUGUUAGAUUCGAUCUGACCCCCUGCUUCCUGGAUCUGGGAGUCGCCAUCGUGGCAGCAUGGGGCGUUCUCAUGGGAGCUGGAGCCUUAUGGUUCCUGUUCAAAAAGCGAGUUCCUGAGCCUGUCUCGAAGAACUGGCACUUCUACGCCAAAUUGACCGUCUUAUCCGCGUUGAUGUUCACGACUGCUCUUCAAGCUGCGAUCCAAGUCGAGACCGAUCCGAGUAACUGGUUUGCCGACUUUCGAUUCUGGAGCUCGAUCCUGGUGUUUGCCUCGCUCGGUGUGAUCUUCGCCGUACAAUAUUAUGAGCAUUGGCGCAGUAGACAGCCGAACGGCGUCGUUCUGUUCUAUUGGCUUUUCUUCGUCGUCGCUCACGGCGUUAAACUCCGGUCGCUCGUUGCACAGCACGCGUACAACGAUCAGCUCCCAUACUUUGUUUGCUUCAACGUGAGCCUGGGACUGGCGAUUCUGGAAUUUGGGCUGGAGUAUCUAGUCCCUAAAAAGCAGAGUGCUUACAAUGCAUUGGGUGAUGAGGACGAGUGUCCGUACGAAUAUGCCGACAUCUUCUCGGUCCUGACUUUUAGCUGGAUGACUCCCAUGAUGAAGUUCGGAUACAACAAUUUCCUGACCCAAGACGAUCUGUGGAACCUUCGACGACGGGAUACAACCCAAGCCACCGGGAACACUUUGGAGGACCAAUGGCAGGAGGAAUUGCAAAAGCACAAGCCGUCUUUGUGGACCGCACUUUUCAAGGCCUUUGGACCAUCCUACCUGCGAGGUGCAAUCAUCAAGUGCGGUAGCGAUUUACUUGCGUUUGUUCAGCCGCAGCUUCUGCGCAUUCUGAUCGAUUUUGUCAAUUCGUAUCGGACGGAUGACCCUCAGCCCGUCAUCCGAGGUGUUGCCAUCGCUUUGGGAAUGUUCAUCGUGUCGGUGUCCCAGACUUUGUGUCUUCAUCAGUACUUCCAGCGGGCCUUCGACACCGGUAUGCGUGUGAAGUCUGGACUGACCGCGAUGAUCUACGCCAAAUCCUUGCGUCUUUCCAGCGAGGGACGUGCCACGAAAACCACCGGUGAUAUUGUCAACCACAUGGCCGUCGACCAGCAACGUUUGUCGGACCUGACCCAGUUCGGUAUCCAGCUUUGGUCGGCGCCUUUUCAAAUUACUCUUUGCAUGAUUUCUCUGUACCAGCUCAUCGGCGUCAGCAUGUUUGCGGGUAUUGCCAUGAUGAUCCUGAUGAUCCCGCUGAAUGGCGUAAUUGCUCGCAUGAUGAAACGCUUGCAGCUCACGCAGAUGAAGAAUAAGGAUGCCCGGUCUAGAUUGAUGACCGAAAUCCUGAACAGCAUUAAAAGCAUCAAACUCUACGCAUGGAACACUGCUUUUAUGAGCAAAUUGAGUCACAUUCGCAACGACCUCGAACUGAACACUCUGCGGAAGAUCGGUGCCACCCAGUCGAUUGCCAACUUCACCUGGCAAUCGACCCCGUUCCUUGUGUCGUGCUCUACUUUCACCGUUUUUGCACUGAUCGAUAGUCGACCCUUGACCACAAGCGUUGUUUUCCCCGCGUUGACGCUUUUCAAUCUGUUAACCUUCCCCCUCUCGAUCUUGCCCAUGGUUAUCACUUCCGUCAUCGAAGCCUCGGUUGCCGUCAAGCGUCUGACAGACUAUUUCGAGGCAGAGGAAUUGCAGACCAAUGCUGUCAAGUAUGAAGAUGCAGUUUCUCAUGUCGGGGACGAGUCUGUUCGGAUCAGCGAAGCUUCGUUCACCUGGGACAGAUAUGACGGUACUCAUGUCAUUGAAAACAUCGACUUCAGCGCCCGCAAGGGAGAGCUCAGCUGCAUUGUGGGCCGGGUUGGUGCCGGAAAAUCGUCACUUCUCCAGGCGCUUCUCGGGGAUCUAUGGAGAACCGAUGGCGAAGUCGUGGUUCGUGGUCGCAUCGCUUACGUUGCCCAAGCGGCGUGGGUGAUGAACGCCAGUGUGCGUGAGAAUAUCGUUUUUGGACACAAAUGGGAUCCUGAGUUCUACGAUCUAACCGUGGAGGCAUGUGCUUUGCUGGAUGAUUUCAAGAACCUGCCUGACGGCGAUCAAACCGAGGUUGGCGAGAGAGGAAUCUCUCUCUCUGGAGGACAAAAGGCCCGUUUGACCCUUGCCAGAGCGGUUUAUGCUCGUGCGGAUAUCUACCUACUCGACGACGUCUUGUCCGCCGUCGACCAGCACGUUGGCAGACACCUCAUUAACAAGGUUCUUGGACGCACCGGCAUUCUUAGCAGCAAAACCAGAAUUCUUGCUACAAACGCCAUUCCUGUUCUGAAGGAAGCCGACUUUAUCGGUCUCUUGCGGAACAAGACCUUGAUCGAGAAGGGAACCUACGAGCAACUUCUUGCCAUGAAGGGCGAGGUUGCUAACCUCGUCCGGACUACGAUGAACGACUCGGACGACGAUGGCUCAAGCAGCAGCGAUGACCGCGGCAUGGCGAGUGCUGAAAGCUCGGAAUCUGCUACAGUGACUGAUAAUCUGGACUCCGAAGCCUCCGACCAAGAGGAGGCUGAGCAGGAAAUUGGCUCGCUUCUCCCCAUCCGAUCUGGGCAUCAGCGACGAUCAAGCACCGUGACUUUGCGACGUGCCAGCACUGUCAGCUGGUCAGGCCCUAGACGCAAGCUCGCCGACGAAGAGAACGUUCUGAAGUCGAAGCAAACCCAGGAAACUACGGAGCAAGGCAAAGUUAAAUGGAGUGUUUACGGUGAAUAUGCCAAGAACAGCAAUAUCAUUGCUGUGUGUUUCUAUAUGGUCGCCCUCCUGGGGGCUCAAACCGCCCAAGUUGCCGGCAGUUACUGGCUGAAGUAUUGGUCGGAGCAAAGUGAACUGAACCCGCAUCUCAAGGUUGGAAAGUAUAUUGGCAUCUACUUGGCCUUUGGUCUCGGAUCAUCUGCGCUGGUCAUCGUCCAAAAUCUUAUCUUGUGGAUCUUCUGCUCGAUCGAAGCAUCGCGAAAACUCCACGAGCGGAUGGCCUUCUCAAUCUUCCGUUCCCCUAUGAGCUUUUUCGAGACCACCCCGUCUGGACGGAUUCUCAAUCGAUUCUCGAGUGAUAUCUAUCGUAUUGAUGAGGUUCUUGCUCGCACAUUUAACAUGCUGUUCGGAAACUCGGCCAAGGCAAUUUUCACAAUGAUUGUCAUCGCGUCUGGAACUCCUGCCUUCAUUCUCUUCGUUAUUCCGUUGAGCUAUGUCUACUUCAGCUACCAGAAGUAUUAUCUGCGCACCUCUCGGGAAUUGAAACGCCUGGACAGUGUGACUCGCAGUCCCAUCUUUGCCCAUUUCCAGGAGUCUCUGGGAGGCGUUUCGACUAUUCGUGCCUAUCGGCAGGAGAACCGAUUUACCCUCGAGAACGAAUGGCGUAUGGACGCGAACCUUCGGGCUUAUUUCCCGUCCAUCAGUGCGAACAGAUGGUUGGCUGUCCGUCUCGAGUUCAUUGGCUCGAUGAUCAUCCUGGCAUCCGCAGUUCUUUCGAUCAUCUCGGUCUCGACCGGUACCGGCCUCUCCGCAGGAAUGGUCGGUCUGGCCAUGUCGUAUGCUCUUCAGAUCACCCAAUCCCUCAAUUGGAUCGUCAGGCAGACGGUCGAGGUGGAGACCAACAUUGUCUCCGUGGAGCGAGUUCUGGAGUAUGCCAAUCUCCCCAGCGAGGCACCGGAGGUGAUUUUCAAGAACCGUCCGGCGAUUGGCUGGCCGGCGCAAGGCGCGGUGACCUUCAACAACUACAGCACACGUUACCGCCCGGGACUCGACCUCGUCCUCAAGGACAUCACGCUAGACAUCAAACCCCGCGAGAAGAUUGGCGUGGUGGGUCGUACGGGAGCCGGCAAGAGCUCGCUGACUCUGGCACUCUUCCGUAUCAUUGAACCGGCUCGCGGAAACAUUAGUAUCGAUGGGCUGAACGUGUCUACCAUUGGUUUGUUCGAUCUGCGCGGCCGUUUGGCCAUCAUCCCCCAGGAUCCUGCCAUGUUUGAGGGCACCGUCCGAGAUAAUCUGGAUCCACGGCAUGUGCAUGAUGACACCGAACUCUGGGGUGUACUGGAACAUGCACGACUAAAGGAUCACGUUGCGCAAAUGGAGGGUCAGCUCGAUGCCCGAAUCCAGGAAGGAGGAUCCAAUCUUAGUCAAGGCCAACGCCAGCUGGUUAAUCUUGCACGGGCUUUGCUGACACCGAGUAAUAUUCUGGUGCUUGAUGAGGCAACAGCGGCGGUGGAUGUGGAAACGGAUGCAUUGCUUCAACGCACCUUGCGCAGUAGCAUCUUCUCGGAUCGCACCAUCAUCACCAUUGCCCAUCGCAUUAACACGAUCAUCGACUCCGACCGGAUCGUGGUGCUGGACAAGGGCCGGGUGGCGGAGUUCGACACGCCCAAGGAGCUGAUCAAGCGUGGCGGUAAGUUCUACGAGCUAGUCAAGGAGGCCGGUUUGCUUGAGGGCGAGGGUCUUGCGCUGGUGCAAUGAGCCGGGCAGUUUCCGACGCGAAGUGGUUUAGUGUGGCAACGAUAGCUACGGGGGUCGAUUCUACAGAUUCCGGGUCGAUCCCUCGAGCCGGGGCAGACGACAAGGUGGUCCCCAUUGACCGCAUCUUGGGCCACAAAUGCCUUGUCCCUCGACGUGUGCUUGUAUCCCCUCAGAUUGACGAGGGAUUUCAACGUCCGCGAGGGAUGGGGGGGUGGUUGACCCCCUGGUCAUACGGUAUUAUGAUCAGCCCUCGACCUCCUAGAGUCGGCUCGAGUCCAGGAGGAUAGAAACCGGACCAUACCCAAAAUAAAAGUACGAUUGGGACUUCUGGCGUUCAAAAAGGGAAUUUGCUUCCAUGUGUUUAUAUUCCCGUCUCAUGUCUCGCAUCCCGAGUCCAAAGACGUAUCCUUAACAACAAGAUUAUCACUAAAUAUAAACGAACCACAAAUUGU
Molecule: messenger RNA, 5200 nt
Organism: Aspergillus steynii IBT 23096
Lineage: Eukaryota; Fungi; Ascomycota; Eurotiomycetes; Eurotiales; Aspergillaceae
Product: ATP-binding cassette glutathione S-conjugate transporter YCF1
Exons: 9
Coding region: 123-4748 (1541 amino acids)
Biological process (GO): transmembrane transport
Cellular component (GO): membrane
Molecular function (GO): ABC-type transporter activity; ATP hydrolysis activity; ATP binding
Source: RefSeq, a predicted model, not a curated record